AGUUUUUUGACAAGGUCUCGUUUGUUGCCACAUUGGUGUAUGGAACUGGGGGGUGAAUGUAUGCGCCGACCUGGUCGUCGGCAUGGACCAUGUACAUGGACCGGGGAUUGUUGCAUGUUGGGCCUUUAUGGACCGUGCCUUGUGCAUCAGGAGAAACUACGAGUGGAGGCUUCCAUGCAGAGCAAGAUUCGUGUUUAUGAAAGUGGCCGAGGGGAGUUGGAACUCGACCCCGACCUGCCUCCGGAGUUGGCUGCUGUUGUCGGAAUUAAGGUUGUGAGGCAUGGAGGUGGUGAGGGGUUUGGCGACAGGCCAAGCAUUGGCCCAGGUGGCAUGGGUCCAGGUGGAUUCAUGAGAUCUGGUCCUUAUGAGGGCCGGCGGUCACGAUUGCGCGACAUGGAUGCAGUCAUUGAGAUUAUUCCACAAGACGACGACUUGCUUGUCGCGAACGGCAACAAAUGUCAUGACGAAGUCGAGGAUCCGACGGAAGAUGAAGAGACCGGAGGUGUCGAGGAGCCAGUCGAGGAUAAUGAGAAGAGCGGCCGAGGGAACGACCGUGUUAAAGAGGUGGAGCAGGUUAAUGAAAAGGCAUCUGUGAGGCAAAGUGACGUGCCAGAGGUUGAUUUAGUGGAGGGGCAGGGAGAGAGGGAAGAGGUAGAUGGGGAGGUUGAGGGAGCGGCUGGGGAGGUCAUCGAGGGAAAAGGGAUUGAGGAGGGGGAUGAUGUGUCUGAGGAGGCGGCAAGCACAAAAGACGCAGUCGUGACAGAGGCAGAGCAAGCGGCAGAUGAAGAUAAACCGGAGUCAGGUAAACAAUCUGCAAGAGUGGAGGCGAAGAAAGCGGAUGCUUCUCUGCUUGAGGAUGCAAGGGCUAAAGAGAAGACAGAGGAGAAUGAAGUUAUGUCAGAAAGAUCUCAGCAGCAGCGGCCAAAGGUGGAUGAUGGAGGCCUCGAUAGAGAGAGCGGUGAGCAAAGUAAAUGCCGGCGUGUGCCAAAUGUGCGGUAUGAUGAACAUCAGGAUGAGAAUGACGAUGCCGAUGCUGGUGAUGAUGAAGAAGAAGUGACCUGGAAUAGCAAUCGGAAGGGGUUUGUGGUGUCAUCGGAGCGACCGGAUCAGUUUCGCAGUUUGAUGCAGAAGGCCAUACCAUGCGGAGCGGGUGGCACUGUGGCGUGGGUGAUAUGGUACGCGGGUGGUGGAACAUGGCUGGAGUCGGAGGUCUGCAAUGGGUCACGGGGUCUGGGGGAGGUCUUCAAGUGUCUUGACCGGCAGCAAGAAGGGGUCUUCGGGAGUCUUGAGCAGUCCCAGGUCAGCGGCAGCAAUAGGGGUCUUGAAGGAGGUCUUGGUCAGGUUGAUGAUGGAAGCAAGGCGAACUGCAAGGGUCUUGGUCAGGUCGAUGAUGGAAGCAAGGCGAACUGCAAAGGUCUUGGCUUUGACGUCGGCAGGGAUAGAAGGCCAAUGGAAAUAUCGGGAGAUGGUGUCAAAGGUUUUCUGGAAACCAAGGUGGCCAGCGGUCUUGGCGUCGUGGUGCUCCGCCAAGAGCUGGGUGCGGAGGCCAUGGGCGUCAGGGAUGCAGAGUCGGCGAGUGCCUUUGGUCUCGAUGGUGGAGAAGUCGGGACAAGAGAGGUAUCCUUAGGUGUAGCGAUGGCGGAGCGAUGGCAGGAGCUGGAUGUGGGUCAUGGCGGCAUAGACUUUCUCGGGGGGUUUGUGAUCGGGGCAGCGGGAGAGGGCAUCGACAACGCGGUUGCUCUUGCCAGGGGUGUGACAAAUGGUAAAGGCAUUACAAGAAAACUCGUAGUGCUCGAAGCGGGAGCGGAAGGCGGUUUUGUGGGUGUCCUCCUCGCAGAUGCGGAUCUGGUGGAAGCCACUGAGGAGGUCGAUCUUGGUGAAGUAUUUGGCUCCACGGAGGCGAUCAAGAAGUUCGGAUAUCCGGGGAAGCGGAUACUUGUUCUUGAUUGUGAUCCGGUUCAAGGCGCGGUAGUCCGUGCACAUGCGGAGCUCCGAGGUGUCGUUCUUCUUGACGAAGAGACAGCUGGUACCGAAGGGGGAGGAGCUAGGCUUAAUGAAUCCUUUUUCAAGGAGUUCACUGAGCUGGCGCUUCAUUUCUUUGGCCUCGGGGACGGAGAGCUGGUAUGGGGGGCGGCAAGGGGGGGAGUGGCCGGGCUCGAGAUCGAUGGUGUGGGAAACACCUCGGUCGGGAGGUAGUCCGGCGGGCAAGGAUUCGGGAAACACGUCUUUGAAUUUGGAUAGGAGGGCGGAGAUCUGAGGGUCGGAGGGGGGGUCUUGGUCGGGUUUGUCCGUUCUAAGCAAGUCCUCGGACGGUCGCGGUCAAUGACAAGGCAAUAGUAGGUGGAGUCGGGGUGCUCAUGGGUCAUGUGAAGAAAUUGGUGAGGAGAGACGGGGGAAGGGGUGGAGGGAGGGAGAAGGUAGGGGAUGUCAAGGGUUGGAUCGGGAGGGGUGGAGAGGUGGACGAAAGAGGGGUGGAAGGUAUAGGGCAUGUAGCGUUCGAGCCAAGGAGUCCUGAGUACGAUGUCGCACAUGAGGUGCG
Molecule: messenger RNA, 2539 nt
Organism: Chara braunii
Lineage: Eukaryota; Viridiplantae; Streptophyta; Charophyceae; Charales; Characeae
Source: the annotation of a GenBank genome assembly